AUGCUUUUCUUUAAAACCCUUAUCUUUCUCUCUCUCUCUCUCUCUCUCUCUCUCUCUCUCUCUCUCUCUCUUCUCUCUCUCUCUAAACUUCUUUUUCUAUACUUCUCUCAACUAAAAACCUCUUCUGGAAGCCUCUUACAUGAAGUUUCAUACAUGAUUGCCAGAGAAAAGAAGACCCACAUAAUAGGGGAGACCCUCGUGAAACCCUGUGCACUGAAGAUGGCAAAAAUUGUGCUGGAAGAAGAGGCUGCGAAGCAACUGUCAGGUGUCCUUGUACAACGACAAUUCAGUUCAUGCCUCUGUCUCCCCAACAAUUUAUUCAUACCUCUGUGUCUCUCACAGUCUGAUCAUGCCUCUGUGUUUCUCUGUUCUUUUUCUCUUCUUCUCAAUGUCUGUCUGUGCCUCCCACAGUCAGUCUAUGCUGCCCUCAAACUGUCCAUCUCUCCUAUACUCUAUCUGUUCCUCUCUGUGAGUCAAGGUCUGUCCAGGCCUCCAUGUCUCCCACAAUCUAUGCCUCCCAUGGUUUUUUUACAUCUCAGUUUCUUCAUAAUCCUAUCUGUAGCUAUCUAUCUAUCUAUCUAUCUAUCUAUCUACUUUAAAAAUAAAUAUCUAUCUAUCUAUCUAUCUAUCUACUUUAAAAAUAAAUAUCUAUCUAUCUAUCUAUCUAUCUAUCUAUCUAUCUAA
Molecule: messenger RNA, 684 nt
Organism: Acanthosepion pharaonis
Lineage: Eukaryota; Metazoa; Mollusca; Cephalopoda; Sepiida; Sepiidae
Source: the annotation of a GenBank genome assembly